This is a messenger RNA of Chroicocephalus ridibundus (black-headed gull), 3174 nucleotides long. RefSeq names its product SECIS binding protein 2 (gene SECISBP2). Gene Ontology annotation, molecular function: mRNA 3'-UTR binding; selenocysteine insertion sequence binding; ribonucleoprotein complex binding. The record is from RefSeq and is a predicted model, not a curated record. The coding region runs from base 85 to 2694 and encodes 869 amino acids. Gene Ontology annotation, cellular component: ribonucleoprotein complex. Gene Ontology annotation, biological process: selenocysteine incorporation. The transcript is spliced from 18 exons. Lineage: Eukaryota; Metazoa; Chordata; Aves; Charadriiformes; Laridae.
CACCUGACCGGCCUCGGGCGCUGACGUCAUCGCGAUGCGCCACUGAGCCGAGGGCAGGGGGGCGGUGGCGAGCCCGCCCGCGCCAUGUCCGCGGAGAAUCGGCCGGGCCCCGGUGGAGGCGGCGAGGGCAUCAAGUUGUCAGCAGAGGUCAAACCAUUUGUUCCAAAACAUGCGGCGGUAACUGUGGCAUGGUCAGAACCCUCAGAAGCAUAUGUCUUUCCUAGGUACUUAACUACAUGCUACCCAUUUGUUCAGGAACCAUCUUUGGAUAAUGUUCUGGGAGAUCCUGCCUUCCAUGAAUACCCCAGCUGCCCUUACUCACCUGAUGUUGUUUCAAAUGUAUAUCCAGUAGCUGGCUCACAAUAUCAUUCUAACAACGCAACACACUAUAAUGGUUCAGGAAUAGUCAGUGAAUCUGCUGAGCAAACAUAUCCAAUCAGACAAGAAAGUAAGAAUCUUUCAAAGCAGAGGAGAUCAAAAGAGGGUGAGAAAAAAUUAGACAAGAAAAGGCAUGGUGGAGAGGACUCUUCUGUCAGAAUUGUGAACAGGACUUCGUUCCAGACCUCCGCAUGCACCAGAGAUUCCGUGAAGCCAGACAGGUUCAAUAAAACUACAAACAAGAAAUCAACUCAAACUCCAAAACCAGAGUCUCUUCCUAUACACACAUUUGAAGCUACCAUUUUGGAUGUCUGCAAGUCACGGAGUUUGGGAAGCAGUGAGAUAUUGAAUGUACAGCAUAAAAGUGGACCAGUAUGUUCAUCGGAAAAUGCCAUGUUGUGCCUUAGUCAACCACAGAUGUCUCUUUUGUUGAACACAGAGGAAACUACUUCUGUGGAAAGCAAAGCUACAUCAAAAACUUUAGAAGAAACAGUAACCAGCUUAAUUCCCUCUUCGUUUGAUGGUAGAGCAUUUCCUGAAACACCUGCAGAUGGCUCUGCUCAGCCACAUGUGUCUUGGGCCAUGGUACUUUCACAGCCCCCAAAGAAAAAUGUGUCAUCACCAGCAUCUGAAGAUCUUCCCAGAGGCAAAGGGAAGCAGGAUAGUGAAGCAAAGCAGUCAGAAACAAAAAAUGAUGCUAGUGAAACUGAGCCUGAAGAAGGGUCAGAAAAGAAGAAAAAAAAGAAGAAAAAGAAAAAAAAAACAAAGUCACCCACUGAUGUAGAGAAACCUCAAAAUGAAUCUACUACAAUACAGGAACCACCAAGGAUUGAGGAUGCUGAGGAAUUUCCUGAUCUGGCAGCUGCUUCUGAUAGAAGAAACAGACUAGGAUCUCAGAAAUCAUCAUUUACUCCUGCUGUCAGAAAGCAGACUGAAAUUCAUCUCCCUGAAGAGCCUUGGGAUAGUUGGUCUCCCACAGUGGAUGGAAAUCCCAAGGUGGAUGGACUCUCAGGGAAACAAGCUUCGUCUUCAGUAUCAGAAAGAAAGAAAAUGCAGGAAACAUCCAGGAGCACUGGCAAGAAGAGUCAAAUUCCUGUGCAAUUGGAUUUGGGUGGCAUGCUGGCAGUCUUGGAGCAGAAGCAACAAACAGAGAAGUCAAAACAGUCUUCUAAACCUGUGGUGUUUUCAGUUGGUGGUGCCAUGCCAUUGCUUUCUAAACAACCUGCUACAGCCACAAAAAGUCACCGGUUAAACCAAGGAAAGAUGCCUCAUAACCCUUUGGAUUCCAGUGCUCCUUUGGUAAAGAAAGGGAAACAGAGAGAAGUCCCUAAAGCAAAGAGACCAACACGUCUUAAAAAGAUUAUUCUGAAAGAAAGAGAACAACGAAAACAGCAACACCUGUUAGAACAGACAGUGGUACCAAAAGAUGAAGAUAAUAUUUGUUGGUCUGCAGAAAAUAUUACUGAAGAUGAAAUGUUUCUACAGCGUAGUCAAGCAGCUGUUCCUGUAACACAAGUUGCUGAAGGGUUUCUGGAGAACACAGGGAUCAAGGAAUCUACAGAAGGUUCUAUGACUUCAAAGCAGCUAACCUCCAAUCUUCCAAAAAUCCAUAGCAGGAAGUUUAGAGAUUAUUGCAGCCAGGUACUUAGUAAAGAAGUUGACAGUUGUGUGACAGAUCUCUUAAAAGAACUGGUUCGUUUCCAAGAUCGCUUGUAUCAGAAAGACCCAGUAAAGGCCAAGAUAAAACGCAGACUUGUUAUGGGUCUUAGAGAAGUUUUGAAACAUCUGAAGCUGAAAAAACUGAAGUGUGUCAUCAUCUCUCCUAACUGUGAAAAGAUUAUGUCAAAGGGUGGGUUGGAUGAGACUCUACACAACAUUAUUGACUGCGCCUGUGAACAGAAUAUCCCAUUUGUUUUUGCCCUUAAUCGCAAGGCCCUAGGCCGCUGUGUGAACAAAGCAGUGCCUGUGAGUGUGGUGGGAAUUUUUAGCUAUGAUGGUGCUCAGGACCAUUUUCAUAGAAUGGUACAACUGACAACAGAGGCCAGGAAGGCCUACAAAGAUAUGAUAGCAGCUUUAGAGGAAGAAGCUGAUGGAGGACUAAGAGAAACUCAACCCAGCAUCUUAACCACUGAAUAUGAAAAAAACGGUCUAUUAGAAACUGGUAAAACAUCUUCCAAGGACUCUGAUGAGGAUGUACCAAAUUAUAUUAAAAUCUGGAAGAGAAAACUUGAAGAAGAGUAUAACCCAUAUGCACUGGAACUGGAAAAGAGUGCAACUGCUGACAUGGUGAUAGUGAAAUCAGAAGAACAUCGAUAAAUCCAGAUCCAAUUCUAUUGGGCUUUUAAUAUUAAUUUUUUUUGACCCCUAGGUAGAGGGUAGCAUUAUUAAAAAAUUUAAGAAACAUUUGAAGUCAGCUAAGUAAACUUUUCUGAAUCCCUUUAAGCAAAACACACACUGGAGACACUGGCUAAUGCUUUUGCAUUCUAUGUAUUUGGCUGAUUACUGUAGCAGAUGACAACAAAUUGCCUUAGCCCCAAACCACUUGAGCUGGCUUGGCAUACUUUAAUGGUUUUAUGGACUAGCAUUGAUUUGUUAGUGAUACAAUAUACCAAAAGAACUUGCUAGAAAGAUAAAUUUAUUUUGGGAGAGAUUCCAUGAGCCAGAAGGUUGGGGCUUGCAGGGAGUUGCUUUUUAUUUGUAACUCUUGUUUAAAGAACUUCAACUGUUGUUUGAUUGUGGGUUUGAUUUUGUUUGGUUUUUUUUCUAAAUAAACCUGCUCAGGUGGGCAGGCUGGCA